This is a messenger RNA of Poecilia reticulata (guppy), 1526 nucleotides long. The record is from RefSeq and is a predicted model, not a curated record. Lineage: Eukaryota; Metazoa; Chordata; Actinopteri; Cyprinodontiformes; Poeciliidae.
AGCAGCAUCAGGCUGCGCGACUGCCUGGCCUCCCCCCACCCGCCACCCACCCGGAGACCUCUUCCGAGGAGCAGGAGGACGAGGGGGACCACCCGCCCAACCAGGAGGCCAGGAGCAGCAGAGCUGGUGGAGUCCUGGCUCCAUUUCGCUCCCUCCCGCCGGAAGUCAUCCAGUACAUGGAGUCGUACUGGGACCACCUGAAGGGCUCCAGCCACGGGAGGAAGCAGCAGGAGAACCAGCGCUCCAAGCUGGCCAGGAUCCACCACUUCCUCAGUUUCCUGGCAAAUGGCGGGAGGUGGUCCACGACGUGGACGGCGCUGGAAAAUGGGCGCAGGAUCUGAAUGGCCGGAACACCUGCGGAGGGACGGCAAAGCGGUCACCACAAUCAAACUAUACUUUGUAAACAUUAUGGAGUUUAUCGGGUAUUUUAAGGAGACCCCUCAGCCCACCUCCCGGGUUUUCAAGAGCACCCUAGUCGCCGUCCACAGGGCGCUCUCAUCAACCGUCUCCAGCCUGGGGAGACGGGUGGCGAUCCGCCAGAUCCAGGUGAAGAGGGCCAAGCUCAGGCACCUGGUCCCGAAGCAUCACCUCCGCGCUUGCCGGGCCAGGUGCAGGGAGGAGAUCCUUUGCAUCCUUGACAAACUGGAGAAGGACUCCACCUGGGAUCUGAUGAAGUUCUACGCGCUCUUCUCCCUCUACAUCUCCUGUGUCUACGGACACAGGACCGGCGUCCUCCAGAAUAUGACCGUUCAGGAGGUCGUCGAGGCCAGGAGUUUGAGGGAUGAGGAGCAAGACGAGGGCUUCCUCAUCAAUGUGAAGGAACACAAGACCAACCGAGCCUUUGGCUCAGCAAAGGUCUACCUCACCCAGGAGUUCAGGUGGCUCGAGCGGUGGCUCGCCGUCCGCUCCGGGCUUAAGCCCUUGACGGACCUCGUCAUAUUCACAGAGGGAAACAGCUGGUUCAGCAAGCUCAUGUUGCCCAUCCAGAAGGCGUGGUCCAACUUGGGCUUGCCCGGCGCCCCGAUAGUGACGGAUAUAAGAACCUCCAUCGCCACCUACGCAAGGGAUCACCUCCCUCCCGACCAGCGAAUGGUAAUAAGUGGCAUCAUGUGUCAUGUCUCGACCGCCGAAAAAUAUUAUGCGGUGGACCGGUCCUGCAGCCAGCUCGCCGCCAUUCGCAAGACAUUUGACRGCCUGACAGACCCCGGGAAAAGGUGGGGGAAAUCCUCCUCACGCCAAAAGGGAGCGGUGGUGGUGGCAGCAGCCGUGGUCGAGGCUGUUGAUGAGGAGCAUCAGGGGGAGGAGGAGGAAGAGGACUCCCGCCACGGGUCCCAACAAAUAGCUCUGGACCACUAUGAGGAGGAGGUCGAGACAACUUCUCGUAAAAUGACGAAGAAGAGAGCGGUGGAGCAAGAGGAGCAGGAGCUCAAGACUCCAUGAAAGAGAACAAGGAGAGCGGUGGAGCAGGAGGAGGAGCAGGAGCACAAGUCUCCACGAAAGAGAACAAGAGUGGGUUUUCAUCUCUC